AUGAUGGCAAAAAAUUCCCUGGAGGGGUCUAAAGAAGACCUGAGCAAAAUUUCGGAGGAGGAGAUGCUGAGGUGGAGCAAGGAGGAGCUGGUGAAAAGACUGAGGAAAGUGGAGAAUGAAAAGAUGAACUUAAUGGUGGAACACGGCAACUUAAUGAAGGACGUGAACCGGCGGCUGCAGCUCCACCUGCACGAGAUCCGCGGGCUGAAGGAGGGGAACCAGAAGUUGCAGGACGACAACCAGGAGCUGCGGGAGCUCUGCUGCUUCUUGGACGACGACCGGCAGAAAGGCAAGAAGCUGUCGAGGGAAUGGCAGCGCUUCGGGAGGCACACGGCCAGCGUGAUGUGGAAGGAGGUGGGCAUGUACCAGCAGAAGCUGAAGGACCUGGAGGCGAGACAGGAGACCCUCCUGCGGGAGAACGUGGAGCUGAAGGAGAUGGUGCUCAUGCUGGACGAGGAGCGGAGCGGGGCCGAUCCGUCUUCCAACUACAUCAGACAACUUGAAACAAAAGUGAAACUGCUGGAGGAUGACAACAAGCUUCUUUCCCAGGGAAUCCCAGACAUCCAAGAUGCUGAAGUCAUUCCGUAUCACUUGACUCCAUGUGAGGCACAGCAGUUCCCAGCAAACUGGGUGAUACAGGACGAGCAUCCAUUUCUUACGAUGGCUUUCUUGAAAACUGCCCUUCUCUUCACAGCUUGUAAAAGGGAAGUUGAUAGGCAGUCUAGCACGGGGGACCUGAGGACUCUGAGGAAAGGGUUGUCCCCAUACCACUCUGAGACACAGCUCUCCUCACUGCCGCAGUACCAAGACUCCCUGCAAAACGUAAGAGACGUUUUCUUACCUAUACAGAGAGCGCCGCGGGUUUCCCUGAAAGUGGGCAUGGCUGGAGGGCGCGUGUGA
This is a messenger RNA of Egretta garzetta (little egret), 900 nucleotides long. It is a transcript of the gene CCDC85C, whose product is annotated as coiled-coil domain containing 85C. The record is from RefSeq and is a predicted model, not a curated record. Bases 1 to 900 code for a protein of 299 amino acids. Gene Ontology annotation, cellular component: apical junction complex. NCBI's taxonomy places the organism in Eukaryota, Metazoa, Chordata, Aves, Pelecaniformes, Ardeidae. The transcript is spliced from 4 exons.